This is a messenger RNA of Myotis myotis, 4943 nucleotides long. RefSeq names its product zinc finger protein 697 (gene ZNF697). The record is from RefSeq and is a predicted model, not a curated record. The coding region runs from base 10 to 1806 and encodes 598 amino acids. Gene Ontology annotation, biological process: negative regulation of transcription by RNA polymerase II. NCBI's taxonomy places the organism in Eukaryota, Metazoa, Chordata, Mammalia, Chiroptera, Vespertilionidae. Gene Ontology annotation, molecular function: DNA-binding transcription repressor activity, RNA polymerase II-specific. The transcript has 3 exons.
GACAAGGCUAUGCUAGCAGGCCCAUCCACUUCACAGACGGAAACAGAUCAAGUUGUGGUCCAGCGAGAGUUGGCCUAUGGCCUGCGGAGGAGUUGCCACUGUAACCCUGGCACCCAGACCAGCCUCCUUUGCGCCCGGGUCUGUUUACCUUCAAACGUGAGGUGGAGCGGAGAUUUGCCAUCGAGGCUUGGAACUCUGGAUUCCCGGUCACCUCCCUUGUCCGGCUCCUCCCGGAUGGAACAAGAAGACAAACACGGUGUGUGUGAAGGCCCGGACUCAGAAGAUACAGGAAUGGGCUCUGAUUUUGAGAACUCCGAGGACAGGGAAGGGGACCCAGACGAGAGAGAAAUGGGUUCCAACGCACAGGACGCAGACAAGAGAGGCGGCCACCCGGAGCAGGAGAUGGGCUCGGACCCACGGGAGGAGCGGGAACUGGUGUCUGACAUCUGCACAGAGGGGCUGCUGAGUGAGGAAGAAGUUCUGCGGGAGGAAGAGGAUGGCCAGUCUGGAGUCGCUGCGGUGGCCGUGUUCCCGGGACUGUCCGAGUCCCGCGGCACAUCCCGGAGCCCCCGGGAAGAGGAGGAGCCGCCGCCCCCACCGGUGCUUCCCUGGCGGCGGCACCUCUCCCUGGGGAGUCGGCACGCGGGCGACAAGCCGGCCCCCCGCCGCUUCCGCCGGCUCCACCACCCCAUGGCCGUGGACCUCGGGGAGCUGGACAGCCUGAUGGCCAGCAUCAUGGACGCGCCCACCAUCUGCCCCGACUGCGGGGAGAGCUUCAGCCCGGGCGCCGCCUUCCUGCAGCACCAGCGCAUCCACCGCCUGGCGGAGGCGGCGGCCGCGGCCCGCCUGGAGCCCUUCGGCCUGGCGGGGGAGUGCGGCGCGGUGGUGGGCGUGGCGGGGGGCUUCGGGCCGGGGCCCGCCUUGGCCCGGCCGCCGCGCGAGAAGCCCUUCCGCUGCGGGGAGUGCGGCAAGGGCUUCAGCCGCAACACCUACCUGACCAACCACCUGCGCCUGCACACGGGCGAGCGGCCCAACCUGUGCGCGGACUGCGGCAAGAGCUUCAGCUGGCGCGCCGACCUGCUCAAGCACCGGCGGCUGCACACGGGCGAGAAGCCCUACCCGUGCCCCGAGUGCGGGGAGGCCUUCAGCCUCAGCUCGCACCUGCUGAGCCACCGGCGCGCGCACGCGGCGGCCAGCGGCGCGGGGCCGGCGGCGCUGCGGCCCUUCUCGUGCGGCGAGUGCGGCAAGGGCUUCGUGCGCCGCUCGCACCUGGCCAACCACCAGCGCAUCCACACGGGCGAGAAGCCGCACGGCUGCGGCGAGUGCGGCAAGCGCUUCAGCUGGCGCUCGGACCUGGUGAAGCACCAGCGCGUGCACACGGGCGAGAAGCCCUACAUGUGCUCCGAGUGCGGCGAGACCUUCAGCGUCAGCUCGCACCUCUUCACGCACAAGCGCACGCACUCGGGCGAGCGGCCCUACGUGUGCCGCGAGUGCGGCAAGGGCUUCGGCCGCAACUCGCACCUGGUCAACCACCUGCGCGUGCACACGGGCGAGAAGCCCUUCCGCUGCGGCCAGUGCGAGAAGCGCUUCAGCGACUUCUCCACGCUCACGCAGCACCAGCGCACGCACACGGGCGAGAAGCCCUACACGUGCAUCGAGUGCGGCAAGAGCUUCAUCCAGAGCUCGCACCUCAUCCGCCACCGCCGCAUCCACACGGGCAACAAGCCGCACAAGUGCGCGGGCUGCGGCAAGGGCUUCCGCUACAAGACGCACCUGGCGCAGCACCAGAAGCUGCACCUGUGCUAGGGCCGGGCGCAGGGGGCCGCGCUCGCGGGAGCUGGCCUGGCGGGGUGUAAGUAUCCCGGGGGCAGGCCCUGCAGAAAGGCAUGGGAAGGGCGGGAGGGACAAUCUGAGAGUGACGGGGGCGCUUUUGGUGUUAGGGAGCGUUAAGAGGUGUUUUUUCGGUGCUACGACGUUUUGGGGACAACGAAGGAAUGUUUUGGAGAUGUGAUUGGGCCUGCUGACUCCCUCCAACACUAGUCUAGGAGCUAAGCGGGCACUUUGAGGACCCUGAGGAAGUGGGGUUCGGGUGGGGGAGGAACAGGGUGGCAGGCCAAGAGUAGGUUGGGCUGCGAUGUUCUGUGGGAAUCAGGAGAGCGUGUGGUUGGAGUGAGAGUCAUGGGGUACAAGAAAAGGUGGGUGUGAAUAAUUCUAUCCUGGUUGUACCAGGUGUGAAGCCACGGUUUGCCCUGCCCCCCGCCCCCCACCUCAGCUCGAGUCCCAGGAAAAGCAGAGGAACCCUGCCAUCCUGCGGGAGGAUAUACCGGACGCUCUCCUGUCUCUGAGCCACAGUUAGCCGCUGUUUCGGGGCAUCCAGGGGAAGCUGGGCAGAAAAGCUGCACACCCUCACUUCAAAGGUGAAACUCAGACAUGCACUCAUAACUGGUUUUCAGAUCUAGGGAAUCUGGUUCUUUGCUGUUUCCUUUGAAACGUCCGGGUUUCCUGCUGGGCCAAGGUGGUCUGUGGUGAGCAGGCCCUGCCCCCAGGGCCAGGUGUGCGCCUGGCUCCGUGUUUCUUUCAGGUCUCACUCGUGACCUUCUGCCUGCAGGGACAUGGAACCGUCCCAGCUCUGGGCGCCUUUCCCUUUCCCGGGUCAGCUGGGUGCUUAUUUCAAGUGAACCUCAGACCAUCACAGUGGCCCCGUGACCAGCUUACAAAAGUCAGCCCGCUCAAGAGCUUUGCAAAAUUCACAUGUUGGGGUGCAAGGCUCCUUUGUCUCAUUUGCAUUUGCUUUGUACCCCCUCCCCUGUAGUGAUGGGGGAGCUCAUGGAACCCCCACCUUCACUCCUGUUGACCUGGGCUCUGGUCUGAGUAGAAACUUUUUUUUUUUUUUACACGAAGGCACAGUAGAAAGCCCCAGGCUUUAUACAAGGAGGGCACAAGCAGGGAGAGGUGUAAAUGCAAAACUGCCAAGUAGCACAAGCAGUGAAUGUUUCCUGGUGGUUCUACAAAUGCCAAACUAGCACUUUUAUAUUUGUAAAGUGCUUUAUGCUUUUUAAUGAUUGUCAGUUGCUCCUCAGAUCUCUGUGAGGUGGAUCAGUGUUAUGGCCCCAUGUCUUGGGGAGGGCCUGGGCACAAGAGUGCCGAAGGCUGCUCUGAGGAGAGGCUGUGACAGUGUGGACAGCUGUGGUCUGACCUUUUGUGCUCUCAGCUGCUAGGAAGACUUACCGUUGUGAUUUAUAUAACGAAACAAGGACACUGAACAUGCGUAUGCGUGACGGGACACUGAAGGCUAGUCUGGAAGGGCCACAGAUGUCCUCACCGACAAAGCUGGUCUUUGUCGCAUCCGUAGGGUGGCCUCGGCAUGCUACGUGUCCUGGGGGGCUGUGGUUAGAUGACUCUGGUGUAGAUUUCAGUUCCCUGGGCUGAGCCCCUCCCCUGGGUUAGCCUCUAGAAGUCAGAGUGGUGGGAAGCAGCCUUGUUUUCUCACUGGUGAUGGGUACCCGUACUUUUCACGGAAACAUCUUCACAGACUGUUGGAUACACGUGAAGGGAAGACAACCACAAGGUUGUUUUUACAAUUCAGCACAUUUUCUGGGGAUGCCGGUCAUUGAUACUUGAUUUGUUGUGUUCUAGCAAAGACCCUCCUUGGGGGGGCUGUAGGGAAGCAUGUUCGUGUCAUUAUAAAAACACCUUUUUAAAAGAAUCCUGAGAACUCUGGGCUUGUGUGAUGCUUGUCGAUCUUGCCCUCUUAAUCAGGGGAUUGUUAUUCACAAAUGCAACUAGAUUUUCAAAAUAUAGUUUUGGAAGACACGGAUUGUUCUUUUAAAAUUUUCUUAAAGCAAGUGUCAUUAUUUAUUCUGAAUUGUAUAGUCUAUGAAGUGUAUGAGACUCACCUGAAAAUAAUAUGGCCCAUUUGUAGGUAAUCUUGUUCCUUUUUCCAUGCACAUCUACCUCUCCCGGCUGUUUUAGGUUCUCUCAAGUCUGUGCCUAUGAAAUCGCAUCGAACGUUUGCUUCUUCAUGGGUUGACUCUCCACUUCAUGGGUUACUUGGCCUUUUGCUGCCAUUUGCACAGUCGGGUCCGCGUCAAUUACGUUACCUGUUGGCAGCUUUUGAGAAAGGCUGCAAGGGGAAGAGGAGGUGGAAGUUAAUGUAAUUUAGAGGCAGUGGGAAUCUUUGGGGUUCAUUGACCUCCCUUGUUCUUUCUGUUCCCGUGGCUAAGAAGAGACAGCUACUGCUCCCGGGUCCCCUCCGCGAGCAGACCAUCAGCACCCACUCUGACGGUGCAUCGCAAAUGUGAUUCCAUUUUUCUUACAAUUCUUCAGGGAACAUAAUCUGCAUUGAGUGAAAUGAAAUGCGUUCAGGGGUUGGUUUCUUGGAUUUACUUUUAAAAUAAUAAUGUUUCUCAAGCAAACCCUGUUACCUGUGGUUCACCCUUACAAAUGUUCAUCGGAAGACUCCGUCUACCAGCUCAUUACGGAAGCUGGAGGCAAGUGUAUCAUUUGCUUCCUGGGAGUAUGGUCCAGUGCAGGCUGCGCUUUGCUGAGCAGAAUCCGGUGCAGAUUAAACAGGUGAAAUGGCUUGCUGCCAUCGGGAGCUCCGAGUUGGAAGGAGAUGACUGGUGAACCCCUUGAGCCGUGUGGCUGUCCAUAUGUGAAAAGUGCAAAUGAAGAACCUGUGUUCACAGACCAUCGGAACUGAGCUUCUGAAGUUUGUGCGCCCCUCCCUUCACUGUGAUGUUACUUUACAGCUGAUUGUUCAAAUAGUGAAUAAUUUAAUGACCCUAAAAGUAACUGGUUUUGUGUGUGUGCUUGUGUAUGUGAGAACUGCCUUAUUUUCCCCGGUUGUUUUAUUUAAUGAUGGCUCCCUGGACAGCAUUCUGGCGUUCAAGCAGCCGGUAUGGAAUAUGUGUCAUUAAAUCCAUGUCAGUCUUUCACUGUGA